Rhagoletis pomonella (apple maggot) is the source of this 3190-nucleotide messenger RNA. RefSeq names its product RNA polymerase II-associated protein 1. Gene Ontology annotation, cellular component: nucleus. The record is from RefSeq and is a predicted model, not a curated record. Gene Ontology annotation, biological process: transcription by RNA polymerase II. Lineage: Eukaryota; Metazoa; Arthropoda; Insecta; Diptera; Tephritidae.
GAUGUUUUUGUUUAUUUGCGCAUUUGAAGUGCACUCUUGGUAAAUGGUUAUUUCGCGUGGAAAUAAAUAGUGUUGAUAAAAUAUAUCAGAAAUAUGAUAAAAAGACCACAAAGAGGAGAAACUGAGGACGAUAUUUUGCGAAUGCAGAAUGAAUUCUUAUCACAACGUGCGAAGAAUCCCAAAUUGCAGCCGGCGGCAGAGUGUGUCAAAGUCGCGAAAGAUGCCAAGAAAUCGUUGUUUUUAAGAUCUCGUGAAAAAGCAGAAGGAAGUUCGGCGCAAGCGGUUAAAAACACUACGCCUGUUUCGUUGGUGGAGCAACAAAUCAUGGGAGAAAUACACGAGAAAAUUGUUGGAAAUCUGGACGCUAAACCCUUGGAAAAUUUUACUGAAAUUGUACUCGGUGAAAUAGUAGAAAGGAAAUUUGAUACCCCAAUGCAGAAUCAAGCUUUGAAUAAUGCGAAAACAUCCGCUUUUCCCGUAGUAGACAGGGCUCCUUUAGAAAAAUCUUUACAAAGUGGCAAAAGCAUUUUUGCAUCGAGUGGGCUUUCUACAAUACAGCAGUUCAAUAAAACUAACCAGCCGAUUGCUUCUGAAGAUUUGUCUAAAAUUUAUGGAGACAAAAGUAUUAUAGUCAGUAAUUCGGAUAUAGCUGUCGAAGUGCAUAAAGAAAAUUUAGAUAUUCUCAGCAAGAUGAAUGAGAAUGACAUACUAGCCGAGAGAGAAAGACUACUAAACUCUAUAGAUCCCUCACUUUUGGCCUUAUUAAAGAAAAGACGCCAAGAAAACUCUGAUGAAAAAUCGAAUUUUAAAAGAGAAGGUACCAAUGCUGUCAGUAAUGACUUUGUGAAAAACGAGGACCAAGAAAGCAUGGAUGUAAGUUCAUUAUUACCAACGACGAACGCUGCAAUCGAAAUACUAAAGCAAAGUGAGACAGAAAAAUGGGUGCACUUUGACGUAGUUGAGACGGAUAAACUAAAAUGGAUGCAGGAUAUAGAAGAAUGGCUGCCGAAUGUGCAGCCAGGAGACCAAUUUGAAGCACGUUUCGAUUGGAAGGGAGUAUUAUUGCCAUACUCGGUGGAUAAAAUGAAUGCUGCAAGUCCAUCAGGAAAUACGACUACUGACGCUAAAGCUUUUCAAAAUGAUGAUAGAGAAUUAUAUCUGCACGGGGAAGAACCUCAUCGACCAGGAUAUACGCUGCAAGAAUUGUUUCGCUUAGCUCGAUCAAAUGUAAUACAACAACGCAUAUCAGCAUUCAGAUCGAUUGGAGGCAUCCUUAGUAUUUAUAAUCAGGGAUUUUAUGACAACGUCUUAGAGUUGCCCAUAUCAAAAAUAUUUUUCUUAUUGCGUUUCGGAUUUGAUGACAAUACGCCGGCCAUGCUCGAGGUCGUUUCUAAGGCACUGUCGUGUCUUUUCUAUAACGAGGCUGAUGAGACAUUGCUAGAUUUCAUCUUCGACAACCCAACCUCGCAUUGGCAGCCAAUACUGGAUUCUGUGGAUACAGGAACGGCUAUUAACGAAAUUGCAGCUCUAGAAAGUUUGCAAAAACAAAUGCAGCAAUUACAGAUGAACGAUAAUGGCAAACGAUCAUUAUUUCGAAGCGACUUCGAAGAAAACGAAAGCGAAGAUAGAACUUCUAUGAGCGAUUUUCAGUUGGCAGAAACAAAUUUAAUCGAAUGUCUAAUGCGAACAAACAUUUUGCAACGAAUCUACUUUAUUUUGCAUGUCGUUAAGCCCGAAAACAGCACAGUUUCCUCAUGUCUAAAAAUUCUCAUACGAUUAGCGCGAACGAAUACAGAGAUCGCCGGAAAAAUUGUUUCUAACCAGGAUUUAAUGCAUUGUCUAUUUCAAAAUUUCUUACCUGACUUUCGACGAUUCGAAGCUAAUAUGGAUGCGCCGCAAUUUUAUGAUUGUCCUCAAUUCUUAUGCCUUAAACUUUUCAGAGUUUUGAUUGCACAAAAUCUUGGAAUUGCUGUUAGACUUAUGAAUAUGAAGCUUUCGGAAGUAUUGAAAAGCUACCUGUCUUAUCGCGGAGAUAUGAAGGAUAUAAUGGUAAAAGUGCAAAUAGAAUGUCUACGAAUUGUGCGCUGUCUACUUCUGUUGCGCCUAGACGAUUCUCUUUACAGCAAUUUGGACACCGCCUUUCAUUAUUUGCUUCAAUGGCACUGCAAUUACUUAAAGUUCGAAGUAGGCAGCCCUUAUUUGAUUCGGCAACACGCGUCUGCUUUAUUAAUGGCAAUUAGCAGCGAACCUUGCAGUGCGAAAUCAAACCAUAUUUUAAGCGAAACACUUAAUAAAUGCUGUUGCGCCUGGUUUUAUCGUGCUACACGAAGUGAUGUUACAGAGUUUUCGCAAUCCACACUUCUAAGUGCUUGUUUGAAUGUAGUAAUAUGGGAACUGAGGCGAGACGAAGCAAGCCACUUUCAGGAAUUCUUUGCAAAAUAUUUGCGUGAUUUUCUACUUUCCGAUUCAUUUAGAAAAUGUGUGUCGCAGAUCAUAACCUCCUCAGUGAUUCUACGCCAAUCAGCCGACCGUCGAUUUGUACAUGCACCAUUACCUAAUGUUGGCGCGGUGUUGCUACACAAAAAUGGACCACAACUGAUAAUUCCGCAAACGUUCACUAUAUAUUUAUUGUCUACAUUAUGGAGUCUCUUAGAGCUUCAAAUGAGUCAAAUCAGUUGUCACGAACAACACAAACUGCUGGUAAAUGCUUUGCUGACGCCGCAAGUAGUCGAGACUCUUGUACAAUACAUUAACUUAUUAUCUACCAGUUUGAAUCAUUACCUAAGUGGUAAUUUCUUCUCCAAAAUUGAGUUGAAGUUCGUUUAUAAGCUGUUGGGUAGCAGCGAAUUGCUGUCGCAUUUCAGCUCCGCCCAAAUACUGCAGUUAGUAUAUAGUUAUAUAUGCUGUCUCGGCGCAGAGCACAUAUCAGAAAUUGAGCAGCUUUUCGAUACAAUAAUAUUCAAUACGAAAUACAUAAAUGUACCAGAAUCAGCUUUAAGCAAAUGGAAAGAAAUUUUCAUCAGUUUAGUGCAGUCCCACUACAUCGUUGUGGAGCCUUCAAACUUAAGCUUGUCUAAAACAUCACAAACCAGUGCGAUUUUAUGCCGCGAUUGGCCCUAUUUCUUCUUUAAAAUAAUUUUGCAAAACUACAUUGACAAUUCGCCACAAAACAUAACAGUUGAUUUCUCAG